UGCCUUCUGGCAAAGCCUAUCGUGACACCGUUUCAGCCGCAUUGCGCCGGGCAACGGCCGGCCGGGCUCGUCCGCUUAUUCCGCGUCGUUUGACCGCCGAUUCCAGCCGCUUCUCGCGCCGCACCGGCGCAUGCAGUGAGUCCUUGGCCGCGUGUGUGCACACCACCCCGUGCACCCUUCUCUGCGACACGCGCCGCGCCCCCGGCUCACUUGGAACUUGUGCCCUCGCUAAAGCUACCACCGGCCCGCCGACGAUUUCGGACGAUUUCAUCUCAGAUGUAGAGCGACAUGGCAAUCAACAUAAAAUUCACAAAAUUCGACAACACGCCAUGGGGCUUUCGGCUAACGGGUGGCAGCGAUUUUCCACAGCCGCUUACUGUCAUUAGAGUCACAGAGGGCAGCCUGGCCGAAUGUAUGGGUUUAAAGGUCGGCGAUGUCGUAGUAAGAUUAAAUGAUCAACCGAUCAGCAGUUUAACUCAUGGACAAGCUCAUGAGGAACUCUUGCACGCUGGCAACAACUUCAUUCUGGGUGUGCAAAGAGAGGAAGAGGCACGAAAGGCCGCCGAGGCGAUAUCGGAAGAGAACAUCGUUCCAUAUAAGAUCGCCCUUGCAGACUUACCGCCGCUCUUCCCAGAACAGAUCUUGAAGGAGGAGACAGUGAUCGAGCGAUACGAAGAGGAGACCGUCGAGCAAAUAGCGUCCGCCGAAGACGAGGUCAGGCGAGAGGAAGAGAAGCUCGCGGAGGAGAAACCGGUGGACGUCGACAGUGAAAUCGUGCCGAACAAAAAUCUCACGGAUGACGAGAUCGCGCAGCUGAUCCUCGAGGAGGAGGAACUUCUGUCCGAUCAAGGAUUAUUGGGAGUGAACUUCAAGAAGCUACGCCCGCGCGCGUCGAUCUUGAAGGGCUCCAAGGUGCUGGAGGAGCUGCAGCACAUCGCGAUAGCGGAGCCUGAGCGGAUACAGGAGCUGAAGCGCACCUCGACCUUCCUGCAAAAGCCGCAGCGACCGGUGCCGAAACCAAAGAAUCAGCUGCCUGAAGAAGACGACGGCGAGACCUACAAGGUCGUAAUCAAGAAACAGGACAGGAAGACGGUAAUCGCGCGUCUCGUGGAGAAGGGUCUGCUGCCGCCAGGAUCCGAAAUUGCCAGGACACCUGAACCGGCAGAGCCAGAGAUUCCCAGGACACCUGAGCCAUCGUGCGAGGUAGCGGGAGAGGAGAAGAACGAGCCGAACGAGAGCAAAACAGACGAGGGAUCCGAGGGCGCGCGCAACGAGGAGGAAGAUUACGAUUCCGAGUGUCGCAGGGCGACACCCACGCAGGACGAGACAGCCGCCGGGGAGGAUUCGAGCGUCUCCGGGAGGCAGACGACGGAUUCAGCUGGCGAGGUGUUCGACAGCGAGAAGAUCAAGGAGCUGGUGACUACCGAGAUUAGCCUCGAGCAGCAGCUGGAGAACGUACAGCGGCAGUUGCUCGCCCUGAAGCAGCUACCGAGCGAGAUCGAGAAUCACCUGAGGAUCGUGUCCGACCAACUGCACGCGAUCAUGGAGCUAAGCGGCGUACGAUCGCUUGGCAACCGAAGUGGUCAGCAGCGCUGCGACGACUCGUCAGAAGAGGACAACGCGCCGCAGAGGAGCCACGGAGAACCGAAGGAACAAGAAGACGACAGCGACGAGGAAUUCACGGAGACUUACGACUACAUCGAGGAAAUUGCGUGCUUGGAACGGAAGACGUCGUCGAGGUCAACGCCGCAAGUGAUCGAGCCCAGCGACGACGAAGGGGAAAUGGAGGACGAGGAGGAAGCCGAAACGAAGGAGAUGGACGGGAUGAUUUCUGUGAAGAGCGAGGAGGGAAGUAGAGUAAAGAAAUUCAUCGUCUCUUACGAGACCAAGCUGUUGAAGACGCCCAGCCCGACGCCGUCGCACGGUAGUUUCGAACCAGACCCUAAGCUAUCGCCAAAAGACCAAGUAAUACAGGAACUGCAGCAAAGAGCGCACAAGAAAAGCACCCGAAAGCAGUCGCAGGAGCUUUGGCCCCAGGCUAAGCAGCUCGAACUUACGCGUGGCCGCAGAUGGAGGUGCCCGAAUGACUUCUUUAACGACGAAAUGAUCGCGGAAGUGUUAUCCUCGCAGGCGGAAGUUAUUCGCGGCAGAGUGUUGGGAGUGAAUUUUAAAAAAUAUGAGAAGACGAACCUGCCCAACUUUGACCAUCUGAUGAACUCGAGCGUCUACAAGAUGAUUCAUAAAAUGGAACGGGAACCGAAAAAAGGUAUACCUGCUAGACCUGCUAAAGUCAACGCGGCGGAGGAUAUAAUGGAGCGAAUCAAAUCACCGGCGUUAAGCGUUGUGGAUGACAGAAGCACUCGAAGUGUCAGUCACUGAUGUAACCGCGAUCGCGGAUGAUUAUAAUGUGUGAUGCCAUCGUUACACGCAUAACAUCUACCUGCCUGCUAAAACAAUCUAGAAAAAUGGCGAGCAGAAUUAUCUGACAUACCAGUUACGUCUGAAGAAUAUUAUUUUAAUUAUAUUUUGAGAAUACUUAACAAUUUGAAAUAUGUGUGCGUGUAUACAUGUAUCAAAAUUCAACAAAUUCUUCACGGCAGCACAAUGCGCGCAUCAAUAAAGUACUCCUUAUAAUAAGAAA
Messenger RNA from Odontomachus brunneus, 2641 nucleotides. RefSeq names its product titin (gene Zasp67). Gene Ontology annotation, cellular component: adherens junction; stress fiber; filamentous actin. The coding region runs from base 289 to 2379 and encodes 696 amino acids. NCBI's taxonomy places the organism in Eukaryota, Metazoa, Arthropoda, Insecta, Hymenoptera, Formicidae. Gene Ontology annotation, biological process: muscle structure development; actin cytoskeleton organization. Gene Ontology annotation, molecular function: actin binding; muscle alpha-actinin binding. The transcript is spliced from 12 exons. The record is from RefSeq and is a predicted model, not a curated record.